GGGCAGCGGCGGCCCCGAGGCGGGCGGGCGGGAGGGAGGCGGGAGCGGGGGAGCCGCCGCCGCCGCCGCCGCCCGGCCCGGCCCCGCGGUGCUGAUGGAGGGCGGAGCGGCGGGAGGCCGGAGCGCUGCGUGACACCAUGAGGCGCCGGGCUCGCCCCGCGCCCGGGCUCGCCCUGCUCUGCCUCGCCGCCCUGCUGGCCGCCGCCGCCUCCGCCCUGCCCCGCGGCUCCGCUCCCCCCGAGCCCGGCAGCGGUAGCGGGGGGACCCCGGCUGACGGAGCCCUUGGGGCUCGAGGGGCCCGGCCCGGCCCCGGUACCGCCGAGCCGCCCCCGGAGCGGCGGGAGGAGGGAGCGGAGGGAGAGCUGGAGGCCGAGGGGGACGACGAGGAGGCGGCGGAGGACGAGGAGGCCGCGGGGGGGAGGCCCGCAGGACAGCCAUGCAACUGCAGCGCCGUGGGGAGCGUCGACGCGGGCUCCUGCCAGGGCACGCCAGGACCCUGCAUCUGCCUGGAGGGCUACACGGGGCCGCGCUGCGAGAGCUGUGCCCAGGGCUUCCACCCCGACCCCAGCCGGCAGCGGUGCCUGCCCUGCGGCUGCAGCCCCGCCGGUGCCAUCGGGCCCAGCUGCGAUGACGAUGGGAAAUGCCAGUGCAAGGUUGGCGUGACGGACCUCAAGUGUGACCGGUGCAGUGACGGCUACUACAGGCUCAACGAAACCACCUGCGAGCCCUGCCAGUGCAACAACCACUCCACAGCCUGCGACCGCGUAACAGGCACCUGCCUGCACUGCCAGGGCAACACGGAGGGGAAGCACUGCGAGCUCUGCAAGGACGGCUUCUACCGAGGUGCCCGCGCCUGCCACCGCUGCCCGUGCUCCACCGUGGCAUCGACCGGCACCUGCCGAAUACGGCCUGGUGAAGCUGCCCCAACGUGCGACAAGUGCAAAGCUGGCUACACCGGCCCCAACUGCAACCAGUGCGACAGCGGCUACUACAACUCGGACAGCAUCUGCGUCACGUGUCAGUGCAACGGCAACGUGGACCCGGCGCUGUCCCCCAGCAUCUGCAAGCCGGAGAGCGGGGAGUGCAUCGGCUGCCUGUACCACACCGCUGGCUUCCACUGCCAGGAGUGCGAGGACGGCUACGUGCGAGACCCCGAGGGCACCAACUGCACCAGGAAAGAAGCCACUCUUGGCCCAGAAGCAAGAGAGUUUACAACUUCUGCUCCAAGAGAGUUUACAACUUCUGCUCCAAACGCUAGCAAGGCAACCUCAUUCCCAACUGCAGUGAUAAACAGCACAUUGGCACCAACAACUAUCCAGACUUUAUUUCCUAUAAGUUCCUCUGACAACAGCACCUCUGCUUUUGCAGAUGUUUCUUGGACUCAGUUUAACAUAAUUAUUUUGACAGUUAUCAUCAUUGUUGUGGUCCUGCUAAUGGGCUUUGUGGGUGCCGUCUACAUGUACCGUGAGUAUCAAAACAGAAAACUGAACGCUCCUUUUUGGACCAUUGAACUCAAAGAGGACAACAUCAGUUUUAGCAGCUACCACGAUAGCAUCCCCAACGCUGAUGUUUCGGGGCUGCUGGAAGACGACGGGAAUGAAGUGGCACCGAACGGACAGCUAACGCUGACGACUCCCAUGCACAAUUACAAGGCUUAGAAGAAGAAGCAAUCCUCUUCCAAAGUUGGCUUGAAGAAGUUACAGGGCUUGUUGGAGGGGUGUCAGGAUCCGUGCCGAGGUUCCAUGCAGAGGAAUUUGCUCUUCGGAUACUCGUAUGCUGGGCAUGCUGUAGCUUGCAGGUGAACAGAAAAAAGGUGUAGUACAUCUGAAUUUUGGGCAAUAUGGUGAGUUGCGUUCGGUGUCUUGUUCUCCGUAAAGACCCACUGAGUUCACUGCUGUUAAAGACUUGAUUAUGCUGAUCUUAAAAUGUGUUAUUUAUAAAGAGGUGAUGGGGUGGCAAAAGCCAUACCCCGGGAUUAAUCAGAAGCUACUGUAUUUCCAGCCAAUCUAACACUUACGCCUGCAUCCUUUAGCUUGAAAAGUAGCUUAUGAAUUAACAGUGGAUUUUCAGGAAACAGACCUUUGUGAAGGCUUCAUCUUAGUUCCUGAUAUGAAUUUGUUUGAAAAGGAGGACAAAAAAAAAAGGGAAAUGGUUGUUCACUGUACUACCAAGAGGCAAGUAGAGGAGUGAGUUGCACAACUGAACAAAAGUCACCAUUGUCUGUUCCCACUAAGCUGGGAAACAGGAAAAAGUAUCACAAAAAUAUUGGAGUUAGGGAGGAGAGUAAGCUUUUCCCUUUCUGAGUAUUUAUACAGGGUGAUGAUGCUAUUAAAACAUAGCAAUCCGCUUUUUUUUCUAGAAGAAGUUAAUGAACUUGUAUAGUUUCCGUGCAAGGGAAGAUGACAAGACAUCUCAGGGUUGCUGUGUAAAAAUAAAAGCUAGGCUUGAUACCUUACCCUGAUAGAAAUGGCGUGUUCUGUAUAUAAAAUGUAAUAUAUCUUCUUGGAAUUGUAUUUGUAAUUAUUUGUAAAAAAGACAACCAACCAAAAAAACCCAACAACAAAACCAUGGACCCCCUCCCCAGCCUCCCCUAUUCCUCCGUCAUAUUUUAUCAUCUAGAUUUUAAUUGUACAGCAGUUAGUGGCAUUGUUUGAAAAGAAAAACAAACCCUGAGGAUUGUUUAAAAUACUGUAAAUUAGAUGGCAAUAUUGUUGGAGCUGGGACUCUGGCAAACACCCCCUGCUUAAAGCUUUUCUUCUAGCGUGUCAUCGAAGAACUUUCUUUUCUAGAGCAAAUGUGAGUGCUCUCUACUUGCAUCUGUCACAUUUCCCUGUUCCUUUAGAUAUAAACAGCCAGCGACACCACGAGUAGGGCCUAACGGGUGUCCAGCAGUCCCAUGUACCAUUUUGUUACUGCUUUUAAAUCUUUAUACGAGCUGCAAAUACACUGUUGUGGAUGCAUUGAGAGCCUGGUCUCGAUGGCUGAGCUUUUCCUGUGUGGAUGCUCAUCACGCUGGGAUCUCGCUGCCCUCCCUCCUGUGCCCACACGGUGCUGGGGAGGGCUGGGCGCAGCCUCGUGGCCUCUCUCGAAGGCAAAAAUCUCCUGGAUUUGGGUGGAAAUGGUUUUCAGCUGCAGAGCUCGCACGAGGUGAUCUGCACUUCCAGCCCUAAAGCUGGCAGUGCAUGGGUGCUUUCAGGAACGUCACGUAGCACAAGGUGGUGGGGAAUCAGCUGCCAAAAAACCUACAGGGGACUGUAGAUUUUAGAGAUUCCCCUAAUUUUUGGGGGGAGCAGCAGAAGGAGAACAGCAAACAGGCAGCACAGCACAGAGAGGUCACUGCCACCCGCGGCACUUGUGCCUCAGGGCAUGUACCGUGCCUGUGCCACGGAGCCAACAGGUCGGCCCCCCAAAAACCAACCCCAUUACACCGAAGCAGGGCGUGAAACUCCUAUUUCACCAAACUCGUGGCCAGCCUCAGAAGGAAAGCUGCGUUGGUGUGCGUGUGGGUGCUUUGCAGGCGCUUGGUGCUGAGGAGGAAUGAAGAAGUACCUGCUCAAGGUCAGCAGGAGCUGACUGACGCAUCCUCAGAGCUGGGCAAGAGGGAAUAUUUCUCCGUGUGAGAAAUGGUAGGAAGAAUGGUGGUGAUUAUUUAUUUCUGCAUGGAGCCUUUUCUUAUUGUUGGAGACUUUUUUUGGGGGUGUGGGGGGAAUAGGCGCUUUAAAUACAGGCACAAAGAUGUCAUUUCUGCCUCAGAAAGUUGCUGCCUGAUUUGAAGAUGAGGCAGAGCAAGGAAGGAAAGUAGCCGAGGAUGGCCAAGGGAAAUGGUGAGAGCACAACGAGAUAUUGCUUACAGGCAAACAUGGAAAAGCUCCUGCUGCCUGCUAGGGGCCUGGGUGAGGUUCUGUGGUUUCAGGUGAUAAAUCGGGCUGAAGUCACUCAGAGCAAUCCUACUUUUAGGUGUAAAACAGGGGAGGAAUGGAGGAGAAAAUCUGCAUAUUGCUAAUCCCUGAGUUACUCACCCAGCUUUUAAAGAGCAGAGUGGCGGCAAAAGAGAGGAUUUCCCCAAAAUCGGAAUUGUUUGGCAGUGCUCGUUUUGUGAUAGGCUUGCACUUGGUCACUUCAUAGGGUGGGGAAAGGGAAUUUGGGAACUGUUAGCUUCUGGGGCUAAUGCGAGCAGGCAAAGUGAAGGACAGGCUGUUCACUCCAAUGGUUCCAAACCAUUUUAGUAGGUGCCACAAAGCGCCUCUUCCCCAGCUUUGGUAAAGCUGUAGGCUGUUUUAGGAUGUGGCACUGGGACACUGCUCGUCAGAUGGCGAGAUGAGUGAGCAGGAAAAAAGCUGCCCGUCUCCAGCCAGCCAGACCUCCGGCUUAGGGGAACGACAUUUGUAAGGGGAGAUCGAUGCCUCAGCAGGGAAGAACAAACAGCUUCAUGUCAACUUUGAUCUGAGAUCAGAUCCUUGCUGCCUUUCAGUCGUGCAGCCAGCCCCUGGGCACGGCAGGGGCUGAGACAUCUGGUGAAUGGUGCUCGGGUGAAGCCGAGCUGGUUACAUCUCCCGUCAGCUUGGGUUGGACUUCUAGGGCUGGCGUGGCGAUACAGACACCCCGAGCUUUCAUCUUUUACCUGGCUGUGGUGCUGUCUGGCUGCAGUGGCGUGGUGUUGUGGAAAAAAGCCCUUGAAGGGAUGGUACAGAAGCUGUAGAGCGUAGAGAAGGUACGAUGAGGUGGGUAUGGGUGGGAAGCCAGCUCUCCACACAUGAUCCUCGGGGCUGUGUGGUCCCUCUGGACCUGGUCUGGAUGGGGUGAGUUCAGCUCCACAGUCAGAUAGCUAAAGGCAAGAGGAUAUAAUGGAGUGGUUAAAGGGCAAAAAGCAAUGAUGUGUCAAAGGCAUGAGGCAGCCUGGCUGGCUCACAACUUAGGAGAGCAUUUGGUAAGCACAGAGUGCAACAGACAUCUGAAAGUAUGAUUGGGUUAACGCGAGCAGAUGAUCUUAAAUCUUCCGAACCACUGUAGCUAGAAAUAACUGCAUGGAGCACUAGCCCUGGGGAGCUGUCAGGAGCUGUCAUCCCUUGGAAUGAUAAUUCCCUUGGACCAGGCUGAGCAAACUUAGCGCGUUGGAAGCCAUUUGUGCAAGUGGAGGGGAUGUAUUCAGCAUCCUCCAGAUAUCCUGGGCCAGUUAACCGCUGCUGUUCAGCGCCUCUUUCCGAAAUGUUACACGCUAUGUAAAUGUGGCAGAAAGUUCGCACAGUCUCCUUUAAAUAAAAGAUAUAAGAUUGGAUCCUAAAAAUAUGUUUCUCUUUCAAGUGAAGUUUGAAAAUGAGCUCCCCCAGGAUUCUGCUCUUUGUGUGUCAGAGGGAUGGAAUAAAAUAAGAAAAAUAUGGGCCUUAAAGUUGUACUUGCUCCCAACUGAAACCCAUCAGUCUUACUAUACAUCCAAAUAAGGCGUCUCCUAAGCAUAUGCUAUGCUUACAAAUGCAUUUCUAAAAUGAAAAAAGUGUAUGAUUUGAAUAUAUGUCAGAAUUUAUACAGAAGAAUGUUAUUUAAAAUGAAUAAAAAUAAAUGUAUAUAAUUUGUAUCUAUGCCA
Messenger RNA from Anas platyrhynchos (mallard), 5581 nucleotides. RefSeq names its product multiple EGF like domains 9 (gene MEGF9). Gene Ontology annotation, cellular component: laminin trimer. Gene Ontology annotation, biological process: substrate adhesion-dependent cell spreading; animal organ morphogenesis; tissue development. NCBI's taxonomy places the organism in Eukaryota, Metazoa, Chordata, Aves, Anseriformes, Anatidae. The record is from RefSeq and is a predicted model, not a curated record.